ACAUGAAAAAACAACCCGCACAUUUUGCUCUGCAGAAAUGUAAACAAAUGACAGUACAAACUAUAAAAGAGAGUGAUGUUUCCGUUGAGUGAUUCUUUAGUCGUCACACAUGAUGGGCACAGAAAAGGAAAAAAGGGGCACAAGGAUCAUAAAUAAUGUGUGCUGUUUAUGCUCAGAACAGCGUUAUUUCCUUUCCACAUUUGAACACUAAAUCACACUUACGGGGCACUAAAUCAAACUCAUUUUUAAGGCUGGACCACCUCUGCUACAACUAAUGGUAAUUUUGUUCUGGAAUGAAAAACAGCAUCAGCCUUUAGUAACAUGUGUGUUGUAGUGGUAAUCUUCUCCUGAAUUGGAACAAUGAUGCGUGUAGAGAGAGAGAAAAGAGGCAUAGGUGUCCAUACAGUGUGGAAGGGGAAAUGGACGUGUACCUGGUUUUGUUAAGAGGGUACACAGUGCAUCGCUGUCUAGCAUGUGAAGCUUGUGGUUCAUCUCUUUCCCUCUAUAUCCCACCCAACUGGCACUUAGCACAUAUGGGUGGAGAGUCAGGACAAAACUAGUCUAGGAUUUCAGUCCGAUUCUCUUGGUUUUCUCCAACACUUUAUCCAACUUGUUGCUGACCCCAAACCAAAACUAUACAGCCACGUUGCCACGCAGUUAAUAAUAGGCCACACCAUCUAUUGCCAUGUUUUAUCAAACUCUUUUUUUUAUCCUUUUUACCACUCUUCUCUUCAUCAUAAAUUGGAGGGUAAGUGAAUAACCAACCUACCCCUUUUAGAUUUCAUUCCUUUGGGAACCGGCAGCAGCCAAGGAAAGCAAGAUGAAUGCAUUCGCAUCAUCACAAUGCAGCAGCGGGUGUGAGUCUGGUUGGACUCUAUACCUGGAGCAAUCUCUCCAGCUCAAUCACAAUGCCUUUUCACAUGCAACUUCCCAGUUUCAUGGUGAAGAUAACCACGAAUACAAAGCCAAGAAAGCCAAAAAGGAGGAGGCUGAGGAAGAGGACCUGUCCAUGGUCUCUGAUGCUUCUUCUGGGCCUCCACACUUGCCAGAUGCACAAGAUAAUGGUAGCUUUUACUCUGCAUCUAAGGCAGCAAAACUUGGCAAGAGAAGUAAGAAGAGGCAGAAGGUUAAGGAAUACCCACACCUGCCUUCUUUUCUUGAUGACACUGCUAGCUCUUCUGUCUUUGAUUUCUCCAUGAACAAUGUCACAGUGACCAACCAACAAACUUCCACAGAGAGCAUGCUAGAAUACUCACAAGGUUUCUCUGCUACUUAUUAUGAGGAGAGAUCCUCGUUGCAAGACCAGUUCGGCUUUUUAGAACCAUCCCUAUCAGAAAAUGGAGUUGAAAACAACAAGCAAAUGCUUCUUCUGUACAGUGGCCAAUCUUCAUGACUGUAUCCCCCAGAAGUAUUUUAAUUUAUAAUGUGACCGCUCCACUGCAUUCUGUUCUUGACAAAUAUGGUACGGAGUGAAAGAGAUGGGGAUGAUAUAAAGAUCAGUUCUGUUUCUACUAAUAGAUAUCUCUGCAAUUCAACUUGGUGCGGCGGAAGAUACAGAAGAUCCAUGAAGGGCACAGAAUCAAUGAUGAUGUAGAAGGAGGCUGACCUCAAAAGGGGUUCUGUUCCUUUGUUUUCUUUUAUCGUAUAUUUUAACUGUCAAUGCAGUGAUAAACAACCUGAAAGGAAAAUUUGGAAAUGAACCUUUCUUUUCCUUUUUCUUUGAUAA
Messenger RNA from Vigna radiata var. radiata (mung bean), 1726 nucleotides. RefSeq lists its product as uncharacterized. The record is from RefSeq and is a predicted model, not a curated record. Gene Ontology annotation, biological process: cytokinin biosynthetic process. Bases 821 to 1393 code for a protein of 190 amino acids. Lineage: Eukaryota; Viridiplantae; Streptophyta; Magnoliopsida; Fabales; Fabaceae. The transcript has 3 exons.